CUCGAAAAACAACGGGAAGGACCUCGUAACGUUGUAUAUCCAAACGGGGAGCAAUUAGAUUUUGUCAGCCGAUCAUCAAUUUGGGUGCUGACGAAAAUGUCUGGCUAUUGGAAACCAGUACAAAUAGGAUGUAAGGGGCAACUUUUGUAAAUCCAGUCCUCGAGGCCCCCGGCCCAAUGACCGCCCCUGCUCACGAUCGUGUCAAUGUUAGACGAAUAAGGUUGCACAAUAUCCCAACGAAAAGUGGAGCUUUUACUCUGGAGGGAGGGCUCGGCAGGCAGGAAGUCCGCGUUUCCAGUGAUUUUGCUCAAUGUUGCGAGCUCGCCGCGCUGGGAUGCUGACUGACUGACUCACUAGUGCUGCCGCACUAGUUGUUCACUCGGAGCGCGAAGCAGCCGAGCACAUCUACAUCCACAUCCACAUCCCCGCCCGGCGUCCUCAGCAGCCUCAGGACCCCCCCCGGUCGCCGACAUGAACCCUCAGUGUGCCCGCUGCGGGAAGGUUGCCUACCCGACGGAGAAAGUCAGCUGCCUGGACAAGAACUGGCACAAAGGCUGCUUCCACUGCGAGGUUUGCAAGAUGACCCUCAACAUGAAGAACUACAAAGGUUACGACAAGAAGCCGUACUGCAACGCACAUUACCCCAAGACGUCUUUCACCACUGUGGCCGACACGCCCGAGAACCUGCGGCUCAGGCAGCAGAGCCAGCUGCAGAGUCAGGUCAAGUACAAGAAAGAUUUCGAGGAGAGCAAAGGUCGUGGAUUCAGCAUCGUGUCCGACACGCCCGAGAUGCAACGACUGCGACGCACUCAGCAGCACAUCAGCGACGUACGUACCCGAUGGACAGACAUGCACGCGGAUGGUGGGUAGAAAAAGUCUACACACCCCUGUUCAAAUGGCAGGUUUAUUAAAAAAAAAAGAUAAAUCAUUUGAAAUUUCCACCAUUAAUGUGACCUAUAACCUGUAUAACUCAAUUGAAAGAAAAAACAAAACUCAAGAUAGGUGAGAUACUGUGGUUGCACAAAUGUGCACACCCAUGAAGCGACCACAUUCAAACGUCUGUUAAAUUGCAGGCAGCACACACCUGCCACCCUUUCAAGGACCUCUCAUUCGAGAUCAGAUCUUCUACUAGGCUUUUUAUUGCGGGUUGUACAGGUUAUAGGCCACAUUAAUGGUGGACAAAAAGUUUUGAAUUGACCCAUCUUGGUCUUAUUUUUUUUUAAAUCACUAAAACCAGGCAUUUGAACAGGCGUGUGUAGACUUUUAUCUGUCACUGUUUAAAUCUACAUUGUGUACAUGUGUGAAGUGGAUGAGUGGAUGUGGUGCAGUUUUGUUAGUGAGCGCGCACACACACACACGCGCGUGCAGACACACACACACACACACACACACAGAUUCUCCCACGAGGACAAGAUGGAGGCGACAACGUCGUCUGAAGUGGAGCA
Messenger RNA from Phyllopteryx taeniolatus (common seadragon), 1445 nucleotides. Its product is annotated as LIM zinc-binding domain-containing Nebulette-like. The transcript has 4 exons. The coding region runs from base 472 to 870 and encodes 132 amino acids. The record is from RefSeq and is a predicted model, not a curated record. Gene Ontology annotation, cellular component: focal adhesion. NCBI's taxonomy places the organism in Eukaryota, Metazoa, Chordata, Actinopteri, Syngnathiformes, Syngnathidae. Gene Ontology annotation, molecular function: actin filament binding.